Molecule: messenger RNA, 951 nt
Organism: Lodderomyces elongisporus
Lineage: Eukaryota; Fungi; Ascomycota; Pichiomycetes; Serinales; Debaryomycetaceae
Exons: 1
Coding region: 1-951 (316 amino acids)
Molecular function (GO): S-adenosylmethionine-dependent methyltransferase activity
Source: RefSeq, a predicted model, not a curated record
AUGACUGAAAAACAAGCACACCAUACUGCAGUUAAUUCUUUUGAUCAAAACCAUUCCGAUUAUCACACUUACCGGCCAGAGUUCACUCCAGUGAUUGUUAACCCAUUGCUAGUUGAGCUUAAUCUUGCCACCAAAGAUGUUGAUGGAGAUCACAUAUUUGACACUUCAAAAAAGAUUGUUGAGAUUGCCGCGGGCACAGGGAAAUUUACUAAAAAUCUCGUUGCCAACGGAUGGGCCGACAAUUUGACAAUCAUUGAACCGUCAACGGGAAUGUUGGAAUCAUUUAAAAAGAAUUUCCCAAACAUUAAAGCAGUUCAAGCUUCAAGUUAUGCAAUCCCCAUUGAAGAUAGUUCCGUAGAUGCCGUUAUUAUCGCGCAAGGGUUCCAUUGGUUUGCUGAUGCAGAUAGCUUAAAAGAAAUUAGUAGAGUCUUGAAACCGAACGGGAAAUUGGGCUUGAUUUGGAAUUUUGAUGAUACUUCCCCUUCACAGGAUUCACAAGCUGCUGAAAGCAAAUUCUACGAUGCAGGUUCUCGUUACUUCAACACGACGGAUUUCAAAGGUAACAAUCAAGAUGUGUUUAAACAAUUCUUUGCAAACCAGAAAUGGAACCAAGAAGUUACACAAUACAUUUAUGGAUUUGAUGUGAAUGUUCCACAAUACAGGCAUGGAAAGUGGAGACAGAUUUUUAAAAAUGAUUCAUACUUCAAGAAUGGGAUUCUGGAUUCAUUUGCAAUGUAUGAUCUUGAAAUAGAAAAGCAAAAUGUAUGGAAAUACUGGGAGACCAGAAGUUACAUAACCGACCUAGGUGAUGAGGUAAAACAGAAGAUUAAACUACACGUUGAAAAGUUAAUUGAAGCGUACCAACAGGAUAACAGCUUUUCCGACAACAAUAAAACACGUUUAAUUAAGCCCAUGGGUACCCACACUGCAGUACUUACCGUAAAUAAAUAA